This is a messenger RNA of Rhagoletis zephyria (snowberry fruit fly), 1371 nucleotides long. Lineage: Eukaryota; Metazoa; Arthropoda; Insecta; Diptera; Tephritidae. The record is from RefSeq and is a predicted model, not a curated record.
AUGGACGAGAAGGGGUACUACGUGCGCACUGAGCAGUACCUGCCCAUUCUGGAGCGGAAAGAGGAGCUGGGCACCUUCCCGGUGCCCAUGGUCAACACGGCGGUGCUCAUUGACGCCCGAAAGCGGCUCAGCCGGCGACUGACCUUUGAUCCGGUGGAGGUGGAAGACUCGGUGACGGCGGAUGGCAGACACACCAUCCCCUACGAUGACAUUAUCGCAUUCGCCAAGUCGGCACAUGCUGCCGGGAUCGAGCUGUACAUUGACAAUCGUCACGUCUACGGGUACAUCCCACCGCCGCUCUCCUCCGACUCGGGCAAGGAGGACGCCCAACUGCGGCAGACACUACUUGAGCUGCAGCUGGAGGCGCUGAUCGAGGGGCGGCCAUUCCCGGUGGCCAGCACGCUGCAGGCGUACAUCGAGCCAGUCCACGAGGGCGAGCAUGAGAGGCUGGGCGUGGACGCAGUGUACGUCAUCAACCUGCGGCGGAGGCCGGAGCGACGGCGGCGGAUGCAGGCCACCCUGGCGCUGCUGAACAUCAAGGCGACCUUCUGGGAUGCCACCGACGGGAAGGUGCUCAGUGAGGAGUACCUGGAGCGGCACCGCAUCAGCUCACUCGAGGGAUACCUCGACCCGUACCACCAGCGACCGAUGACCUUCGGCGAGAUUGGCUGCUUCCUCUCGCACUACCGCAUCUGGGAGGAGGCAAAGAGGAAAAACUAUUCGGCGAUCAUCAUCCUCGAGGACGACGUCCGUUUUGAGCGCAACUUUCGCGCCAAGUGGGCCACCGCCUGGGCUCGCUUUGAGGAGUUGCAGUCGAAAAAAAGAGGAGCUCAGUACGACUUUCUGUACCUCGGUCGGAAGCUGAAUGGCGACCCUGCUUCGGAGGAGACCGUCGACUCGACCUUCGUCCGUCCGGGCUACUCCUACUGGACCAUCGGCUACCUGGUGACCCGGUCGGGCAUUGAGAAGCUGCUCGGAGCCAGUCCUCUGGGGAGGAUGAUCCCCGUGGACGAGUACCUGCCGCUGCUGUACGGCAGCCACCCCAACCUGACGCUGGGCGAGGUGUACAGCAGCGGAGGCACGGACAGGAGGGUACAGCGCCUGAAUGCGCUCAGUCUGAAGCAGCUGAUCAUCAGCCCGACGCACUACGUGGGCGAUGCCGCCUACAUCAGCGACACGGAGCAGUCCAAUGAGGUCCACUCGAAGAAGAGUCAGCCCAAUGAGGUGGGCGAAGAGGAACUGGAAGAGGUGGAGGAAGAAGUAAUGAAGGAGGGGAGAAUCGAUGUCUCUGGAAGCAGCAAUAGUGGUGGAGGACUUCAACCGCCGCCACCUUCCUCAUCACUAUCAUCAAUAGAGCACUUUGAGUUGUAG